Messenger RNA from Corapipo altera (White-ruffed manakin), 2863 nucleotides. RefSeq names its product thioredoxin related transmembrane protein 1 (gene TMX1). The record is from RefSeq and is a predicted model, not a curated record. The coding region runs from base 131 to 859 and encodes 242 amino acids. The transcript is spliced from 8 exons. NCBI's taxonomy places the organism in Eukaryota, Metazoa, Chordata, Aves, Passeriformes, Pipridae.
GGCGGCGCUGGGGCGGCCGCGGGCCCCGCUGAGGGCUCCGCUGUGGGCUCCGCUCUGCGCUCCGCUCUGCCUGGCGCUGGCGGCCGCCGCGCUGGGCAAACCCAGCCCCGUGAAGGUGCUGUCGGACGGCAUGUGGCGGGAUCUGCUGGAGGGCGAGUGGAUGGUGGAGUUCUACGCCCCGUGGUGUCCCGCCUGCCAGAACCUGCAGCCGGAGUGGGAGAAGUUCGCCGAGUGGGGAGAGGACCUGGGGGUGAACGUGGCCAAAGUGGAUGUGACGGAGCAGCCGGGGUUAAGUGGCCGUUUUAUCAUCACAGCUCUUCCUACCAUCUAUCACUGCAAAGAUGGAGAGUUCAGGAGGUACCAGGGUGCAAGAACUAAAACUGACUUCAUUAACUUCAUCAACGACCAGGAAUGGAAAUCUAUUGAACCAGUGUCCUCGUGGUUUGGUCCUUCCUCUUUCCUGAUGAGCAGCAUGUCAGCUUUGUUCCAGUUGUCCAUGUGGAUCAGGCAUGGCCAUGGUUAUUUAACAGAAAACCUUGGAAUACCGGUCUGGGGCUCCUAUGCUAUUUUUGGGUUGGCAACUCUGUUCUCAGGACUGAUACUGGGACUGAUGAUGGUGUUCCUGGCUGACUGUAUCUGCCCCUCCAAAAGGCACAGACCAGCACAGUACCCUCAGUCAAGAAAACUGUCUCCAGAGGCAGGUGAGCUGCUGAAAAAGCUGGAUGAAGAGCAAGAAGCAGAUGAGGAAGAUAACUCAGAUGAUGAAAUGGAGGGCAAAGAGGUGUCCAACAGAGACUCGUCACCGAGGGCUGUGAGGCAGCGCCUGGCGAAAACGGCUGCUCCACUGGAUAAAUCUUAGCUGGGUUUGUGAGCAGGAUUAGUGUUUGAGUCAUCAACUCAAAGGGAGAUAAAUGUCAAAUCCUUCAGCUUGAAGAGAAGAAUGACUCCUGUCUUGGUAAUGUGGAUGCAUUUCAUGAAGUCAGACCAAAAAAAAAAAAAAAAAUAAUAGAGGCAUCUUUGGCGUCAGGUAUUUAAAAGUAAAACUUGCUGUUGCAAAUGGCUGGAACUUCUCCUGCCUGAGUGCAGGGAAGUGCCAAGAAAUCAUUGAUGUGGCUCCUGGAACAACCUGUUCUCUAGGGGUUAUUUUUACCAGGAUGUAAACCAGUGGACUUGUUGCAUGAGGGGAACAUUAGCAAGGAAAAUGCACUAACCCGUUUGCUGUCAGGGUGUUCAAAAAGGGUUCUCAGUCUAAACCUCACCUGGUUGUGCUCCGAAGAAAUGAUGAGGGGGGAAAAAGUUCCUUCAGUUUUGGGACAUGUCCCAGGCUUUUUUAUGUGACAAAACCUGCUUUUUGCUACGACAAUGAGAGCUACAAACCCCCAGGUUUUUGUCUUGCAGGAGACCAUGGCACAAGCACUCUGCAGCAGGAUUCUCUGGCUGACCAGAAACCUGCUAUUGGCAUCGUUUUUCUUUUAGAAAAGGCUGUAGAAAACUAUAUGAGCUUCUUGGCAAAGUAGUUCUCUUGGAAAAAAAAAAAAAAUCACAAAUAAUAGCACCAUGAAAUCUUGUUUGUGACUCCAGGUGGGAAUAGUUUACAUGCAGGGUCCUCUGUGUGAAUCCUCUCCACUCUCCCUGCUUUGGAUGGCAGUAGGACUCUGGCUCAUUUUUAAUACAUCAUCAGUGAUUUCUACUUAAUCAAAUUUUACUGCAAAAUCCAGGCAGGCUUUACCUGGCCUGAAGUUGAAAUAACAGCUUCCUAAUUUCUUCUACAGAAACAUUUUUUUUUUUCCCCCUCUUUUCACAAAACCAUUUUUUUGAACCAUAUACUUUAAUUUUUUCCUCCUAAAAAAAAAAUGUAGUUUACUGUUUUCUGUAUGGUAUUUGUUUUCACUCUGUAUAGAAAUAAAAAGAAUGCACAUGCCCAUUGGACCAGUGUUAUCUUGUAAAGAAUUUUCCAUAUUCUUUUAAUUUCCAAAGUAUUUGCAAGGGAAGGGUUACCCUAAAACUGAGCAGGUUUUGAUUAUUUUUUUUAUUAUUUUUUUUUUUUGACAAGCCUGUUCUUGCUGGUUUGUUUUUUGUUUGUUUGUUUUGUUUGUAGUUAGUUGGUGGUGGUUUUUUUUAAAAUUGUUCUUCUGAGUGGGUUUGCAGGACUGGCACUUGAUGAAUCUGGGUUUGAGUAUUAACACAGCAAAUGUAGAAAUGCUGUGAAAUGAUAGAAAUGAUGUUUUCCCUGCAGCUCUAAAUCCCUGCUCCCCUAGUGAGUGUUGAGAAGACAAACAAGGAGCUUGUAAUGAACAAGGAAUAUUGGGAAAUUCAAUAUUUGGAGCUCCAGCAGGUGAAUCAGCUCAUAAAUAAUUAAGAACGUAUAAUAAUGGGGUUUUUUUGUCAGUCUUCAUCACUCCUUUGUAAGGUGCAUUUUCAGUGUAUGUGAUAAAACAUAACUCAUGGAAAAAAAGUGAUUUAGUUAUCCAACUAUCUCAGUGAAUCUUCCAAAUUGAAUGAGAUGUCUUGGAUCUUCCUCCUUUGACUUUUUCCCUGUUUUUUUUUUUCCCCUUUCCUGAGCGUUGGUGCUCUGGGAUGACCUCAGUGCUGGGUUGUGUGUUUGGAAGAUGGAACUGAUGUUUGAAAGAGUCCUUUGGGUUAAAACCUGAGCAUUCCUGUCAUUUUUUUUGUUUGUUUUGUUUUGUUUUGUUUUUUUUUUUUUAAGAUAAAACUUUUCCUGGUGUUGGAACGGAGACCACUGUGUGCCAGAAAUGCCUUCGAGGUGUUGGGCUUGUGGGGUUGCCUUAAAUUCUCUGAAAGUUUAGAUUUUAGCCUCUGUAAAUAAAGCAAUAAAUCCAUGAUAUCCUGAGGAGAACCAGUA